GAUUAAUUUUUUAUGUGUAGCGUGAUUACGUCAUUUAUCCACACAAAUAUUUUCCAAAAACUUUGUGGGCCAGUGUCGUUGUGUUCGUAUAAAUUGUUAUAUUGAUAUUGAUUUGUGUGCCAGUGAUUAAUCGCCGGAUCGUUGUGUGAACAAAAAGCUGCUACCCCUCAGGGAGUUUGGUUUCCACUAGAAUAGUGUCGGUCAUUGAUUAUCUUGUCAGAUUAUUGGUAAGAGGCGUGCGGGUGUUAAAUAAUUUAUUGUAAAAAACCGUGUAAUUAGAACGCCAUGCGUCUUUAGGUGAGUGGUGUAAAAAAUUCGAGAUGACGGAUUUAUAUAGUGAUUAUAGACGAAAAAGUGGUCGCGAAGAUCCUAGAUUAGCUAGACGAGAUAGUAAAGGUUCGAGUAGUAGCGAUCGACCGAAACAGCAAUAUGACAAGUUAGGAAUUCCCAUUUCUCCGAAAGAGAAGCAGACUAGCCCUUCGAAGGAUGCACACAAUUGGUCCUUGCAUCAAGCUCAUAAUCAAACUAAUCAGUAUAAUUCUAGUCUUCAAACAACUUAUCAACACUUGCCAUCGGCACUGUAUACUGAUCAUGGCCAGUAUUCUACACACGGUUACUCCACAGCGUAUCCCACAUAUCAGCAGCAGGGUUAUGCAACUCAGGCUGCCACUUAUGAUCCCUAUCAAGCAUAUGGACAGCAAGCUGCGUACGGUACCGUGGGGCCCGAACCCGGACCUCCAGGAGAAGAAUACCCGCAAAAUGAGUGGGCACCCGUCUCUGCCUAUUCUAACAUGGCUCAAGCACCUAGUCAUGACAUGCCUGUCGCGCAGCAGGUUCCACCAGCUGGAGAUUCUAAGAAAGAAGCUGUAGCGCAAGAGUUGAAGCAACAAAAAGUUCAGAUGUCAAAGCAGCGAGAAGAGUAUGUCAGGAAAGUUUCAGUGUUACGUCGCGAACUUGAUUUGUUGCGUAAUCAGAAGCAAGAACUGUUAGAGGAGCAUUCGUCCGAGCAUGACAAUAAACAUAUUUUACGAGAAAAUAAUAAGUUGCAGAUCGAAAUCCAGAACAAGAUGAAGGCCAUUAACAACGUGAUUGAAAUGUUGACUAAUAUUAUUGGUGACCGGCUUACAAUUUCAGAGUUGGAAGAGCAAUGCAAAGAGGACUCUCCAAAACAUCGUAGAGAGAAAAGCAGGAGAUCUGCUCCUGCUGAGAAGGUGGAAAUUGAACCGCCACGUUACUGUUAUGUGUAUUACGAUCCAGAAUUGCAUUGGUGCCGUGUUUGUGAUGUAUUUCCCAAGUCGGCCAAAGAUUAUUUAUUGCAUUUGCAUAGUAAAGAGCAUCGUCAAAUUACACAGGAACGUGAUAUGGUCGAUACACCUUGGCAUAGGCUUCCUGCCGAACCAGAAUUACCUUCAUUUGAAGGGGCUACUAAGAAAAGGAUGCCAAUUAAAGGUUUGCAGUUCUUGAUAUCCGCAACCUCAUGGUACUGCAAGCUGUGUGACACUUGGGUUGGAGAUUUACAUUGUGCUUCACAACAUCUGAAAUCCCAGAACCACAACCAAAAUUUUGCAAACUUCGUCGAGCAAAAUCCGCAUUGGGAAAUCGAAUGGCUAAGAGACAGGGACAAGGCUUUAGUAAGAAUUUCCAAGGAUCGAAGGUCCGAUAGUGAUGACUCUGAUAAUCACGAAGAAUGGAAAAAAACGAAGAAAGAGAGCUUUACGUCUACAGAAAGUAAAAAAGAUAAGAAAAAGAAAAAACUAAAAAAACGUAAGAAACACUCAAGUGAUUCUAGUUCAACUUCCAGCUCUUCAGACUCGAGUUCAGAAAAUGAGAGCAAUGAUAAAUCUAAGAGUAUCCGAGUUGCAAUGAGAAACAAAAUGAAAUUACAAGCGCAAAUGAUUAUGAGCGAAGACGUGGGAGAUAAGUGGGAAGCUUUAGGUCGUUUAGUUGAAGAAAGUAAACGCAAGGAACCAGUAGAGGUCGUGCCCAAGGUCGUGGAACCGGAAGACAGCUUAAUUAGUCAGUGGAUGACCAUCAAUGAGCCUCAAGAGAAAGAUAAGAGGUUAUUUAAUAAUCUCAAGGAUAGAAUGAAGCAGAAACAAGAAGCCGAAAAGGCUAGGUUGGCCGAAUUGGAACAGCAACGACUAGAAAAAGAAAAACAAGAACGGGAACUACAAGAGAAGAAAGAACAGGAAGAGAGAGCACUUAGGGAAAAGGAGGAAGAAAAGAGAAGGCAACAGGAAGAGUUAGAGAAACAAAGAGAAAGGGAACGGGAACAAAUUAGGUUUAAAACUAAAGAGAAACCUAAGAAACGGAGCGCCUCUAAAAGUCCAGAGAAACCCGCUAAAUACUCCAGGAGUCCAAGUUCCGAGCGUCAUAAACGAGAGCGUAGUGCUGAAAGACGUCGACAUGAUAAUCACCACAAUGAAAAUGGGCGGCAUUCUUCCGAUGGGCGGCGCAAAAGUCCUAGUUACGAUAAAGCACGAGAUAGGGAGAGAUCGCAUCGAGACAAACGAACGUCAACAUCUUCAAAUAAAAAGCCACACUUUAUUGGCCGUAUGCCGCUAUUUAAAAAUAAAAAAGUCGAAGAGAAACAUAACGAAAAAGAAAUUAAAAAAGAAGAGUAUGACAUUCCAAGACGUAGCAGGUUUCAGCCUGGUAAUUUGGCGAGAGCGUUCAUUCCCGAGCCAGAAGUGGUGUGCUUCCCGAGGUUAUCUUCGAUUCCUCCUCUAGCGAUUCCACCCCCUCCAAGCUUGGUACCAGACGCGCCAAAGAUAUCGGAGGAGGUUAUGCACCCUCCACCACCACCCAUCAUAAAUAAUUCGCUAGGCAAUGAAAAAGAUCAGAAUAGCUUGCCUGAAGGUGGCAUUUUGCCUGCCCCGCCGCCGCCUCCGACCGUUUGUAUACCUGAUUACGAUAGUGAUGGCGAUUAUACGAAGGGAAAAGCUUUAUCGCCAUCCGAUUACGAAGAUCCCAUUAGUCAACUGUAUCCGGAAGCAGCUGCUAUGAUGCAGCAAUAUCAAUAUGCAAACAUGGAAUACAAUGCCAUGAUGUAUUCGCAAAUGUACGAUUAUUCGCAAGAUGUCGCUGUAGAAGCUCCUCCUGCUCCGCCCGCGGACGACAUACCUUUAGAGCAUACUUUACCGUUACCUCCACCGCCUUUGCCACCUGAUGACCCCAACGAAGAUCUGGCCAUGUUGGGAAUGAGUGCCGAUGAUAUGGCCGCUCAGAGUUUUAAGUGUUAGUAUUAAUUUCACAUUUAUUUUACUAUGAACUAUUAUGUCAAGGUGCACUUGUUAGUAGUAUGUUUAGUAUUUCAGUUGUGGCUUUUAAGUAAAUAAAGCAAGUCUUAAUUUCA
Messenger RNA from Photinus pyralis (common eastern firefly), 3355 nucleotides. RefSeq names its product zinc finger matrin-type protein CG9776-like. The record is from RefSeq and is a predicted model, not a curated record. Gene Ontology annotation, molecular function: zinc ion binding; nucleic acid binding. Gene Ontology annotation, cellular component: nucleoplasm. Gene Ontology annotation, biological process: negative regulation of DNA-templated transcription; positive regulation of DNA-templated transcription. The transcript has 8 exons. Bases 321 to 3242 code for a protein of 973 amino acids. Lineage: Eukaryota; Metazoa; Arthropoda; Insecta; Coleoptera; Lampyridae.